Molecule: messenger RNA, 2190 nt
Organism: Hypoxylon trugodes
Lineage: Eukaryota; Fungi; Ascomycota; Sordariomycetes; Xylariales; Hypoxylaceae
Exons: 5
Coding region: 1-2010 (669 amino acids)
Biological process (GO): DNA-templated transcription
Cellular component (GO): nucleus
Molecular function (GO): DNA binding; zinc ion binding
Source: RefSeq, a predicted model, not a curated record
AUGUCCUGUACCUAUCCUCCGGAGGUGUCGUCACUACGUCCUUCAGAUAGGGAUCCUCAUACUACAGUACAAAACCGCAUACGCGAACUCGAGAGUCUUGUGCAUGUCCUUAUGCAAAGGGCAGCCCCUAAGAAUUCCCCAAAUGUAACAUCAUCGAUAGAGGUUACUCAACCACCCACCGAGGCCCCGGGGCCUCGCGCCGUAGAAGGCUCUCCCGAUCCCGGCCCAGGAGCCAGCGGACACGUAGAGCCCUCCGAUUGUGGCACAUUAAUGGAUACUCCUACCGGUACGAGUUAUGUCGACGCUGCACAUUGGACAGCUCUUUUGGAUAGUAUCUCCGAAUUAAAAGAUUGCAUCCAAGAUACUACAGAAUCUGGUUUCCAUUACCAGAUCCCUUCCCAAGUGAUUCCAGACUACGGGCCGAGUCCGCAGUUACUAUAUGGACGUUUUGCGCCGGCUAGCAAAAGCGAAAUUCUAAGCACGCUCCCAGCGCGCUCCGUCGUCGACCGGCUUAUAUUUAAAUUCUUCAACGCAGUUGAUUUAGCACCAGCCCUAGUACAUACUGGUCAAUUCAUUCGCCAGUACGAUGAUUUUUGGCAGGAUCCUUCCUCUGCCCCUAUUAUGUGGGUAGGCCUUAUGUUUGCUAUCAUGUGCCUCUCGAGUCUUUUCUCACUUCCACACGCGGCUCAUGAUCCAACAAACCAACGCUCCGAUUUAGAGGGCGCAGUCCUUGUGAGAGUAUACCGUGAGAAGGUCGUUCAGUGUUUGACACUAGGCAAGUACACAGGAGGCGGGCCACAUGUCCUACAAACUCUUAUUCUUUAUAUCGCUAUAGAGCACCUACUCCAAGAAGAUUCGGAAUUCGGAACUCACCUUUUAUUGAGCAUGAUCUUAAAUCUCGCUAUGAGGAUGGGUUAUCACAGAGAUCCUAAAAACUUCCCAGUCAUUUCAGCUUUCGACGGUGAAAUGAGAAGACGAAUCUGGGCUGCUAUAUUUCAGGCAAACCUCAUCUUUGCCUCGCAAAUGGGUCUGCCGAGCAUGCUAAAGGACUAUCAUGUAGACACGGAAGAACCACAUAAUAUUCUGGACACCGAUUUUGACGAAGGAUCGGCUGAAUUGCCGCUAUCGCGACCCGAGACCGAGCUGACACCGGUUUUAUAUAUUAUUACGCGAUCCCGUGUCGCUCGUCUCUGGGAGAAGGUUCGCGAUGUCGCAACUGAUACCAGAGUCCAUAAGUACGAAGAAAUUCUAGCCAUGGACGACAAAGUGCAAGCUUAUCAACGCAAUAUUCCUCUACCCCUUAGGAUGCAGCCAAUAGCGCAAUCCUUGGCCGACCCUCCUCAUACUAUAAUGCAGAGGAUUUGGUUAGAAAUUUGUUUUCUAAGGCUACAGAUUGUUCUGCACAAAAAAUACUUCAUUGCCCCCGACCAACACGAACGUUACAACCACUCACGGAGCGUUUCGGUAAAAGCAGCUAUGAAAAUUCUGCAACAUCAGCAUCUGGUUCACGAACUAGUUAGUCCAGAUGGUUUAUUAUACGAGGCUCGUUGGAAACUUUCGUCUAUUAUGAAUAACGAGUUUCUUUUAGCGACUAGCAUCAUAUGUGCUUAUUUGAAACAAAUCAUCGAUACACCUGAAAGUGUGGUGGAGGGUAUAAGCAUAGAAGAGAUUAAUCAGCUUCUGAUGAACUCCAUGGAGUGCUGGAAGAAAUUUAGUAUCACAUCGAGGAACGCGCGACGAGCCGUCGAGGCCAUACGUCUAGUCCUUCAAGUCACAGGCACACCGAUAUCAAGUCCUACCGAGAUAGAGGAGGAGCUCAACCCCAUGGCUUUCCAAGACCCUCUUCUUUUAGAUUUACAUUUUCCAUGCCCCUUGAAUACUUUCUACAACGGCGAGGAUUUAACAUCAGGAGGCCAUCCCUCACUAACACCAACUUCAUUCCCCCAACAACCUGCCGAUGAUGAAUGGAUCAACUUAUUCCAACGCGUUUCGACUCGAAUACCGGAUUAGAUGAAGGGUUUAUAAAGGAAAUACAUUAUGCAGACAUGAAGCGCCGAGCAUUGGGACAGGAUACAAGGGGGAGGUCCCGGUAUGUAAAACAAUACAUAGUUCUCCAGCUCCUUUAGCCAAUCCAAACCCAACUCCAAUUCUACAUCAAUGUCUUUGGAAACAAUGAUCUCUUUGUUGCCA